CAUAAGACCAUAAAAUGCGAGACAGGUUAGAUAAAGCCAAGUUGGCCAGCGUUGCUAUGAUAAGAAAAUAUAUACAGGCAGCUUGACUCAUUCAAUAUCCUAAAUAAAGAGUUUUGUGGUGAUAUUACUAAGGGGCCCGUUUUAUGUUGCUGCUGCACCAUUUUAUGCGGGACUAUUAUGGCUAUGGCUCAUCCAGAGAGAGCGAAGAUGAGGAAUCGCUCAAAUCUUCUGAAAAAAGAGCCAGCCGAAAAGUACAUUGUGGCUACGCUCCAGGAUUCCUACUGUUCUGGGUAACUCUGUUUUUUGCAUUGGUUAUACCGCUCUUUAACCGCCUGCCAGAGGGCCUAACCAUCGAAGACGAAUCUCACAACAAAGGCGCCUUCAUAGCCGAGCGUGCCCAAAAGUUGCUGUAUGAGUACGAUGUGAUUGGACCCAAGGUCGUGGGAAGUCAUGAAAAUGAGAAUGUCACCGUCGCACUACUGCGAAGUGAAAUUGACAGCAUACGCCAAGUUAUGCUAACGGGUAUGUUUGAAAUGGAGGUGGACGUCCAACAGGUGUCCGGUGCUUAUAUGCGCAGCUCAAUCGUCAACAUGUACCAAGGCGUACAGAACGUCGUUGUCAAGUUAAGCUGCAAGGUCAGCACGAGUAAUUCCUAUUUGUUGGUAAACAGCCAUUUUGACUCGAAGCCGGGAAGUCCAGGCGCUGGUGACGAUGGUCACAUGAUGGUCGCGAUGCUAGAGGUGUUGCGCCAAAUGGCCACUACAAAUCAAACUUUCGAGCACCCGAUAGUUUUCCUUUUCAAUGGUGCCGAAGAGAACUCAUUGCAAGGCUCGCACGGAUUCAUAACACAGCACAAGUGGGCGAAGCAAUGCAAAGCACUCAUUAAUUUAGAUGCAGCUGGUAGUGGAGGACGUGAGAUACUUUUCCAAAGUGGUCCCAAUCACCCGUGGCUGAUGAAGUACUACAAGAAGUAUGCUCUCCAUCCAUUUGCCACAACCAUGGCUGAGGAAAUCUUUCAGGCUGGUAUCAUCCCCUCAGAUACGGACUUUAGGGUAUUCCGCGACUAUGGAAACGUGCCAGGUCUGGAUAUGGCACAGUGUACAAACGGCUAUGUUUAUCAUACCAAAUACGACACUUAUAACGUUAUACCACGUGGAUCACUGCAAAAUACUGGCGACAAUCUAUUAGCACUUGUGCGCGGAUUCUCAAACGCCAGCGAGUUGUAUAACACACAAGAACAUGCUGAUGGCCAUGCCGUUUUCUUUGAUUUCCUUGGACUCUUCUUCAUAUACCACACUGAAGAAGACAGUAGCAUCUACAACAUGGGGCUAGCAGUUAUCGCCUUAAUGCUAAUUCUAAUUUCGCUGGUGCGCAUAUCGUGCAAUUCUUAUGGGUCGCUUGGAUAUGUUUUUUUCUUGUUCAUAAAACUAUUUGUGCUUCAAUUGGUUGGAUUUGCGCUCGGCCUAGUGCUGCCCUUAGCUGUGGCCUAUAUGAUGGAUAGCUUAGAUCGCACGCUGAGCUAUUUCACGAAUACUUGGCUAGCUGUUGGCUUGUACGCAAUACCCUCCAUGAUUGGCCUCAGUCUGCCUACAGCAAUGUACUUUAGUCUGAAGUCAAAGAGUCGAAUCGAUCAGUCCUAUCAGCUGCAGUUGGCCGUGCAUGCCCAUUGCACCAUAAUAGCCGUGUUAGCGAUUUCAUUAACGUGGUUAGGCGUGCGGUCUACUUACCUUUGCGGCAUUGCUCUGCUGUUUUACGUUGGCGCCCUAGCUUUUAAUUUACUCACAUCGUUGCACGAUCGCCUUUUUGCAUGGAAACUUGUGCUAUGCUUAAGCCAACUUUUGCCUUUCGUUUACUUCUGCUAUCUCUUCUAUGCUUUCGUUGUGGUGCUCAUACCUAUGACAGGUCGCAAUGGCAACGCAGCCAAUCCAGAUUUGCUUAUAGCUGGCAUAUGUGCACUGGGUACCAUCUUAUCUAUGGGAUUCUUGAUGCCGCUGCUCAACGAUUUCCGCCGCCCAAAACUUAUUCUGACUAUGCUGGCAAUCCUUACCAUAACUUUUGCCUAUAUUGGAGUCGCCACACAAAUUGGAUUCCCCUAUAGACCGAAAACUAAUGUCCAACGCGUAAAUAUGCAGCAAGUGCAUCGAAUCUUUUACGAAUACGAUGGACAAAUCAACAAAGAAGAGUUUGGAUAUCUGCUUGAUUUCCAAAACAGACGCAUGGAGCGACCGCUGUAUGGCAGCAAAGUGAAUCUUACUGGAUUGCGAACCCUUGACGAAGAUUGCAGCAAGUACAUGAUGUGCGGCAUGCCCUUUUUCAGUCGGAUUGCGCAGACGCCAUCACAAAUCCGUUGGUUGCAACGAAGUCCUCUGAAAAUGCCAGGGGAUGUGACGCUAGAAAAUAUAAAUAAGAGCGGUUCAGGAAACGGUACGCGCUUUGAGUUUCGCUUGACUGGUCCGCCACAUAUGAGUUUGUUUGUACAACCUUUGGAGGGUACAGCAAUUACCGGGUGGUCCUUCAUUCGAAACCCGCUGGAUAACCCCGACAAAUACGGGCCACCAUAUUACAUUUACUUCUGCUAUGGCAAUGACAGUUCUCCAUUAAACUUCCACAUCGAUGUUAAUAAAACCAAUGGCGAUUUCAAUGUGCCACUAUUUGAGCUCGGAGUCGUGGCCCACUACCUAAGUACAUCUUAUACCCGCGACUCGGAUGCACAGAAAUUUAUUGACGAUUUUCCAGACUAUACAUUUAUCAUGGACUGGCCCAGCAUAUACAAAAGAUAUAUUUAUUAACAAUUUAAAGCAUUCCACCUACAAUUCGUUUCGAUUUUAAUCGAAUUUAUUUUUAUUUGCUAAUUUUUUAUUACACGUAUAUUAUAAAGACUAAGCAUGGGCUCCAUGAAUUUAAUUUUAAUAAAAUGGUAGUACUUCAGUAUUUAUAUUA
Molecule: messenger RNA, 2940 nt
Organism: Scaptodrosophila lebanonensis
Lineage: Eukaryota; Metazoa; Arthropoda; Insecta; Diptera; Drosophilidae
Product: endoplasmic reticulum metallopeptidase 1-like
Exons: 11
Coding region: 144-2789 (881 amino acids)
Biological process (GO): proteolysis
Molecular function (GO): metalloexopeptidase activity
Source: RefSeq, a predicted model, not a curated record